AUGUACGGAGCUGCAUCUAUAUCGGAACAGAUACAAGCUACAGCAAGACAGCUUGACAAAAGAAAAAACGUACCCAACGUUCUAGAAUCCUCUUUUCGACUCCGCCCGCCUUCACUCCACAUCCCAAGAUUUCGUCGACGACAUCAUCAUCCUUCCUUUCUUUUAAUCAACCAAAUUCCACCCUCACCCACACUCCACAACAACCAAACAACCAACAGAAAUAAUAUAAUGUACAUGUCCUCAACCCUCACGCGCGCCUCACUCAUCAACCUCCUCCUAACCACGACCGCCCGCAUCGCACCCGCAUCCGCAACCGCAACACUCACAACCACAACAUACACACCCCGACACUUCCUCCACCAAGCCACACUCCCCCUCCACCCUCACUGCUCAGCAAUCCAUCUCUACAACAACGCAAUCACCACCACUACCAAUAGAUAUCAAAAGGAGCAAAGCUCUCACUACUCCACGAUGAGCACACCCAACGACCAACAAACCCAAACCCAAACCCAAAACCAACAAGAAGGCGAUGACCAACAAAAACCCAUCCUCGCCCUUCCAGACGCCGAAUCAGCCACGAAACUCGACGUAAGCGGGGAUGGAUCAGCAGUUGCAUUGGACCACCUGGGUCCUGUGGUGGUGAAUCAGGAUGGCACGUUAUCGCGGAUUUCGAAUUGGGAGGCCAUGACGGAGAUCGAGAAGAAGAAUACGCUUAGGGUAUUGGGGAAGAGGAAUAAGAUGCGGUUGGAGGCGUUGAAGAAGGAGAGGGGGGAGGGGAAUUAA
This is a messenger RNA of Aspergillus niger, 783 nucleotides long. RefSeq lists its product as uncharacterized. Lineage: Eukaryota; Fungi; Ascomycota; Eurotiomycetes; Eurotiales; Aspergillaceae. Bases 1 to 783 code for a protein of 260 amino acids. The record is from RefSeq and is a predicted model, not a curated record. The transcript is spliced from 2 exons.